ACUUUGAAGCUGGCGGUUGGGCCAGACUCCAACGACUCCACACCAACGGACCUACCGACCGACCGAGGGGAGCGGAGGAAAGUCGGGUUAAACGGGGUUAAAUCUCAAGAAACGGAGCCUUAAACCAACACAAAGUGUGAAAAGACAAGUUCUGCUUUCAGUACAGCCCGCUUCCUCCCGGCUUCACCUCUUUUAUCUCGUAGAAACCGGUAGAAAGCACAGUGGGAUAGUGAUUGGAGUUGACAAGCCCGCUCCACUACUGUAUCUCCUCUUCCUCCUCCUACUCCUCCUCCUCCUCCUCUCCCGCUUCCACACAACCAGGAAAUCGUCGAGGUGUGCUUCUCUUUACACCGCUAGUUGCUACCCCGUUUGCGGGUGUAGAUGCGCCCCUUUUUCACCGAUUUUUCCUCGUUUUUUUAUCCACUAGUGUGACUUUUUUAAAGGCCGGUCUUCAGCUCUGAAGUCAGCUCUGAACUCACCCUCUGAGGAGAGAGAGAGGAGCUCCACUCUGGACGAACAAUGAGUGAGUCGAGUAUUUGCCAGGCUCGGGCCACUGUGAUGAUCUAUGACGAUGGCAAUAAGAAGUGGCUGCCGGCGGGCGCUGGACCCCAGUCCUUCAGCAGAGUCCAGAUCUAUCACAACCCUUCCACCAAUGCCUUCAGGAUAGUGGGACGGAAGAUGCAGGCGGACCAGCAGGUGGUUAUAAACUGUCCAAUCGUGAAAGGUCUCAAGUAUAACCAGGCCACACCCAACUUCCACCAGUGGCGGGACGCCCGGCAGGUGUGGGGGCUCAACUUUGGCAGCAAAGAGGAUGCUACUCUAUUCGCCAACGGCAUGGCUCACGCUCUGGACGUGCUCACCUCCAUGUCAGACGCAGGCUAUGCGACCCUCCCCCGCCCAGUGUCAAAUGGACCGACUCCAGAAGAGCUUGAACAACAGCGAAGGAUGGAGCAGCAGAGGCUGGAGCAGCAGGAACGGGAGCGACAGGAGAGAGAAAGACAGGAGCGGGAGCAGCAGGAAAGAGAGAGACUGGACAGAGAAAGACAAGCUCCUGCAGUCAACAUUCCUCCACCUCCACCGUUGCCCUCUGGAGGCAACAUUCCUCCUGCCCCUCCUCCUCCCCCUUGCCCUCCUCUUCCAGCUGCUGGCGUCCCUCCCCCGCCUGGACCACCUCCACCGGCCCCGCCCCCGCCCCCCAUGGGAGGCGUUGGUGGAGGAGGUGGUAGUGGUGGAGGAGGUGGCGGUGGUGGUGGUGGAGGAGGAGGCGGUGGUGGUGUUGGGGGACUUGGAGGAGACUUGGCGGCUGCCUUAGCAGGAGCUAAACUCCGUAAAGUAUCCAAGCAGGAGGACGGAGGCUCUGCAGCUCCACUAGGCAGGGCUGACUCCAGCCGCGGCAGCAACUCCUCUAUUGGAGGAGGAGGAGGAGGAGGUGGUUUGAUGGGUGAAAUGAGUGCCAUCUUGGCACGAAGGAGAAAAGCUACAGACACUGGAGAGAAGCCCGCUGCCAAGACACAAGAUAAUGAUGAUUCAGAGCCUCAAGGUCAAAGCGACACCCUGAGAAGACCUUGGGAGAAAUCGACUUUGCCCAGGAAUAACUCCGUCCACAAGAGCAUGGACUCCACCCCCUCAUUGUCCCAAGGUUCCAGGCCGAAGCCCGCAGGCAAUAACACUAAUGAUGCAGGUGGAAUGGACGACUCAGAUUUAGAGAAAAUGAAACAGGAGAUCCUGGAGGAGGUGCGGAAAGAACUACAAAAAGUCAAGGAGGAAAUUAUUGGAGCCUUUGUUCAGGAGCUGCAAAAGAGAAGCACAUAGUUCUGCUGAGUGUCAGGUGUAACGGAGGGAUGUGAUAGAUGGAGGUGGUUGAGGACCGUCGGGACCUCUCCUCCACUGCGCCCUCCCAUGUAGCCCAGGGAUUUCUCUUCUUCUCCUACACAUUUUCUCUUCUCUCGCUCUCUCUUAUACAAACACAUGUGAGCAUACUUGCUUAUGUGUACAUCAUGCAUAUUCACUUCAUGUAAAAUGGUAACCCAGGGAACUUCCUCACGUCGCCAUCCGGCACUUUUGAUGAUCACUCACUAAUAAUGCGGCGAUGAUCCCAUCUAUCCCAUCUCUCCCCUGAUCAUUCAUCCCGUCCCCUUGUGUCCUCUAUGUGUUCUGUUCAUCCUAACCAAAUCAGAGCGCAUAGCUACAGCCACAGUUGCUCUUCCAAUUCGUCAUCAUGUACAUCAUAACCCUCUUUUCUGCAGAAAUCCUGCUACUUGUGUCUUCUCCCUUCUGCUAUCAGAAGCACCAUUUACUGAUAGAGCAGUCUUCAGUAUUCAGGGACAAUGUAUUAGUCACAUUUUUACUGUAAUAGCAAGAUGCUGGCAUGCUGGGAUCCUUUUUCUCUCUCAGUUGGAAAAAACAAUUGUUCAACCUCAAACACUGCUACAGAUAGUUCAGUUCAGACAUCUGCUAGUAGGUUAUUGUCUCUAAUGGUAGUUGGAGGAAAAACAACAAUAAUCAAGGAUGGAUCAGAGACACCCAACUCCCUGACUACUGCAGUGUCGCUCCAUCAAGUGGACUUUCAGCUCCUAGCAAUGGCUAAGAACUAAAACAGCACAACACAAGCCUUCACUGCUGCAAGAUAGAGGAAGAGGAGACAAGCAAAGGGAAUCUGAUGGACAACAUGAGUGCUGUGAAAGAGGAGUGUGUUGUAGUUUUAUGAUGUGUGAGAAAUUUAUUCUCUUUGCAUUGCACUUGUUCCAGAGGAAGUGUGUCUGUGUGCCACACUGCCUUGACAGACUAUUCCCUUUCACUCAAAAUGAGAUAUUUGUUGGCCAGUGCAGUGGUCCUACACUGUGCUUCCGCUAGUUUUUUUUUCUUCCAUUCUAGCUAUGUUUUCUAACUUUGAAACAAGAAAAAUGGCCAUGAUGAGGUCAAUUAAUUUGGCCAUGACCAACUGCCUUGAGAAUAAAUAUAUAAAUAUAUAUAUAUAAGGAAAAAUAUAUAUUUGUUUUGAGGGAAAAUGUUAGCAAAAAUGAAAUGGUGUUUCUAUUUUAAUUGAAAUGACUGGUGAAUGGGGUUUUUGUUUUCCUUUUUUUUUUUUUUCAAUGAUUGUUUUUCUUAUGAAAUGUUAUUUUGGGUUUCUUUUUUCUAAUAGAGUCUAGGCUUUUUACACUGAAAUAUUAAGAAAACAGCUUAGAGACACUGGAUUAGAAAUGCCUUUAUAGUCGAAUACAGCUGCUUCUUGAAAAUGCAUUACUUUGUCUUGAGUCAUCUUUUGCAUCCUGUUGUAAAGAUUUCUUUGAAUUCAGACUAAUGAAAUUUUAUGAACUGUAUUGCACAAGCUUAGAAAUGUUAUGGAAUAGAAAAAUAAAAAUGCAAUUUUUUUAAAUUAAAAAAAUAUUUAACUUU
This is a messenger RNA of Sebastes umbrosus (honeycomb rockfish), 3396 nucleotides long. RefSeq names its product vasodilator stimulated phosphoprotein b (gene vaspb). Gene Ontology annotation, molecular function: SH3 domain binding; profilin binding. The coding region runs from base 520 to 1812 and encodes 430 amino acids. NCBI's taxonomy places the organism in Eukaryota, Metazoa, Chordata, Actinopteri, Perciformes, Sebastidae. The record is from RefSeq and is a predicted model, not a curated record. Gene Ontology annotation, biological process: axon guidance; positive regulation of actin filament polymerization; neural tube closure. The transcript has 14 exons.